AUGCAAUUCAAGACUCUCGCUGCUCUUCUCUUUGCCUCGGCGGCUCUUGCUGCCCCGGCUCCUGAUUCCACCGCUACCGCGGAGUCCUCCUCCUACGACGAUUCCGACGCUUCUGACGCUUUUGAGAGCAUUAACAUCCCAUCCUCUGUCUUGGAAAUUCUGGCUACCGCCACCUAUGUUGAGGCCUAUGCCAACAGCAUGUACACCAACACUGCUUUCGCCCAGGCCGAGGCGAGCCGUCUUGAAAAUGACAAAUACCCUUCCUGGGUCACUGAGCUUCCGGAGAGUGCGCAGACCUACGUUGAAAAUGAGCUCAAGGCCGAAGCUUCCGCGUACGUCUCAGCCGAGGCUCUGGCGUCCAGUAUCAGUGAUGAUGCCUCGGCCACUGAGACCGGAAGCUCGUCUUCUAACUCUUCAGCUGCGGUCACCAAGACCAGCAGCGAAACCUCCACUGAGACCGGUAGCACCUCCGCAACUGCUACUCACUCUGGGACUGCUUCCAGCUCCUCCAAGUCAGGAUCUUCCACAUCUACCUCCACUGGCGGUGCUCCCGCUGCCACUGGCGGCAUCGCCCUGAGCCUUGCCGGUGCUGCCGGUGUCCUGGGCCUUGCCCUUGCCCUGUAA
Molecule: messenger RNA, 624 nt
Organism: Penicillium manginii
Lineage: Eukaryota; Fungi; Ascomycota; Eurotiomycetes; Eurotiales; Aspergillaceae
Exons: 1
Coding region: 1-624 (207 amino acids)
Source: RefSeq, a predicted model, not a curated record